Molecule: messenger RNA, 1518 nt
Organism: Kogia breviceps (pygmy sperm whale)
Lineage: Eukaryota; Metazoa; Chordata; Mammalia; Artiodactyla; Physeteridae
Source: RefSeq, a predicted model, not a curated record
AUGCGGGUGGCUGAGGGGUGCACAGCUAGGGAGGACACAGAAGGGGGCGGGGGCUGUGCUGGACGCUGGGCCCUUCGAGGCGCCCUGCCCUACCAUUUGUGGGGAGAAGCGACCCCCCUGACCGCGCCCACCGGGCCCCCCCUCGAGGUCGGCCCUCCCCACCGCUCUUGCUGCCCCGUGACCCUGGGGGUCGAGAGGGGUGAGUGUCGUGGUGGGAGGUGGGUACGGGCCGGGCUGGGAGGUCUGCUCAGUCCCCGUGCUGGGGGUCUGGGGCUCCAAGACGGAGGCCCAUGGGACACUUUCUCCCGGGCUGGUGCACACCCUGUGUCCUGGUUUGGCGUCCCCGUGGCCACAGCUGCAGUCCUGGACCCGGAAGCGGAGCACAGCAUGGACACCAUCCUGGUGGGCUCCAGCGAGCCGUCAUCCCCACCGUCACCCAGGCUCCACAGAGAUCUUAUUGCAUAUGAAGUCAAGGUUAACCAGCGAGACAUAGAAGACGUGUGUAUCUGCUGCGGAAGUUUCCAGGUGCACACGCAGCACCCUCUGUUUGAGGGAGGGAUGUGCACUCCGUGCAAGGACAGGUUCCUGGAGUGCCUCUUCUUGUACGACGAGGACGGGUACCAGUCUCACUGCUCCAUAUGCUGUGCGGGGGAGACGCUGCUCAUCUGCGAGAACCCCGACUGCACUCGGUGCUACUGUUUCGAAUGCAUCGACAGCCUGGUGGGCCCCGGGACCUCGGGGAAAGUGCAGGCCAUGAGUCACUGGGUCUGCUUCCUGUGCCUGCCCUUCCCCCGCAGUGGGCUGCUGCAGAGGAGGAAGAAGUGGCGGGGGCUGCUGAAGGCCUUCUGUGACCGGGAGGCGGAGAGGACACAGCGGAGUCCCCUUGAGAUGUACAAGACUGUGCCUGUGUGGAAGAGAGAGCCCGUCCGGGUGCUGUCCCUUUUUGGGGACAUCAAGAAAGAGCUGAUGAGUUUGGGCUUUUUGGAAUACGGUUCGGCGCCGGGAAAACUGAAGCAUUUGGAUGAUGUCACCGACGUAGUCAGGAGGGACGUGGAAGAAUGGGGCCCCUUCGACCUCGCCUACGGCUCCACGCCCCCGCGGGGCCACGCCUGCGACCAUCCCCCGGCGUGGUACCUGUACCAGUUCCACCGCAUCCUGCAGUACGCGAGGCCCCGGCCGGGCAGCCCCCAGCCCUUCUUCUGGAUGUUCGUGGACAACCUGGUGCUGACCGAGCGCGACCGCGUCGUGGCCACUCGCUUUCUGGAGACUGACCCGGUGACCAUCCAGGACGUCCAUGGCAGUACCAUCCAGGACGCCGUGCACGUGUGGAGCAAUAUCCCCGCCGUGAAGAGCAGGCAUUCGGCUCUGGAUUCCCAGGAGGAAUUAUCCCUGCUGGCUCAGGACAGGCAGAGAGCAAAGCCCCCGGCCCAGGGCCCAGCCAUGCUGGUGAAGAAUUGUUUUCUCCCCCUGAGAGAAUAUUUCAAGUAUUUUUCAACAGAACUCACUUCCUCUUUAUAA